This is a messenger RNA of Cucurbita moschata (crookneck pumpkin), 593 nucleotides long. RefSeq lists its product as uncharacterized. The record is from RefSeq and is a predicted model, not a curated record. Bases 42 to 593 code for a protein of 183 amino acids. Lineage: Eukaryota; Viridiplantae; Streptophyta; Magnoliopsida; Cucurbitales; Cucurbitaceae. The transcript has 5 exons.
UCGACGUUGCCGAAGAGUUUUUGUGUGAAAGCUCUGCAUAAAUGGCGGCUCAUCCCAUUAAGAUCUUGUAUCUCUUUCCCGCCUUAUUCUUACCUCUCUUCGCCGUCUGCGAAGUCGCUUCGUUCGCUCGUUCAAGUAACGAUGUGUUGAUCGAUGAUUUGCUGGAAAUCAAGCUCAGGAUCUCUCGCUUAGAAUCCGUUCUGGAGGGAAGCAGGCAAAAUUUAACCGAGAAAGGCAAUGAAAUUGUGGCGCAGGAAAGGUUAAUUGAGGCUAUGUCUCAUAAGAUUCAAUACUUGGAGUCGGCUCUAUUUGAUAUGAAGAGGAAAACAUUAAGUCAUGAUGAAAGGAUUGCUGCUCUAGAGGAUGAGGUACGACUUCUCUGGGCUGUAUUAAGAAAGAACAACUUUGAUAUUCAUCUUUUGAAAGUCAAGGCACAUGAAGCUGAGGAAAAACUUGAAGAGGUUACCUCACAAGUUGAGAAGAUGCUAAUCAGAACUCAGAAACACAAUUGUAGAACCAAAAAACUCGAGUGGGACGAUUUCAUGGAUGGGAUUCAUAUUCAGAGUUCACAAAACUCAUCUAUGAAGGGCUAG